AGACAACAAAAGUUUUUAUUAGACACAACACGUUGUUUUUAUAAUAAUUAUGUAAAAACUAAUGUGUGUGUUAGUUAAAAGUUUUAAUAUAGAAGAUAAAACAUUACGAAAAUGUCUAGCGGCUACGAGGACGAAAUGGAGUCGACGCCACCCAAAAAAACGAAAAAAACCAUAAAACGACCAUCUAAUGAAGAAUUAAAAAGUAAUUAUGAAAAUGAGGAAGUGCCAAAGAAGUUAAGCGUAAAAAUGAUGGUUCACGAAGCAUUAAUUACCUUGAAGAGUAGAAAGGGAACUUCUUUGUAUGCUAUUAAAAAAUAUAUGCAUGAAAACUAUAACGUAGAUGUUGCGAAAGUGAAUUAUAUUAUAAAGAAACUCAUUAAAAGUGAAGUUGAAGCUGGAAUUAUUGUGCAAGUGAACGGAAUAGGUGCGUCAGGGUCAUUCAAACUCGCUCCCGACGCGGACAAACAGAAAAGCAAACCGAAAUUGAAGAAAGUCGAAAAGAAAAUCACCGAAAAAACUGAAGACAAAAAAACUGAUAAAACAGCAACCGAUGUUGAAAAAGUUAAGAAAAAAGACGGUGUCAAAAGAAAAUUGGAUGUAACCGAAGGAGAAAAAAAAGAAAAAAGUGUUAGAAUUAAAAGCACAAAACAGUCAAAGAUGAAGAAGAUACAAACUCCAUCUAAAAAGAAAACUGCGAUGUCAAAGAGAAAGAGUAUUGGCUCAAUAAUAAAACCGCCCAAAAUGAAGCCAAAAGCCUAACCGUCAAAAAAUUGAACAACUUCGCAAAAAACGUAAAAUCAAAUAUCAAAGCUUGUGACCUAGAUGGUUAAGCGGUAUACACAAUCUUAUUUAUUUAUAGUUAAAUUGUAUAAUGUUUGUAAAAUAAAUAGUACAAAAAAUUGA
Messenger RNA from Papilio xuthus (Asian swallowtail), 903 nucleotides. Its product is annotated as histone H1. NCBI's taxonomy places the organism in Eukaryota, Metazoa, Arthropoda, Insecta, Lepidoptera, Papilionidae. Bases 112 to 759 code for a protein of 215 amino acids. The record is from RefSeq and is a predicted model, not a curated record. Gene Ontology annotation, biological process: nucleosome assembly. Gene Ontology annotation, molecular function: DNA binding; structural constituent of chromatin. The transcript is spliced from 2 exons. Gene Ontology annotation, cellular component: nucleosome.